This is a messenger RNA of Durio zibethinus, 2060 nucleotides long. Lineage: Eukaryota; Viridiplantae; Streptophyta; Magnoliopsida; Malvales; Malvaceae. The record is from RefSeq and is a predicted model, not a curated record.
CUCAAGCUCUGAUAAUGAUAGGUUUAGAUUGUUUUCGUUUUUGUCAAUUUAAAUCAAUUCGAGUUUAGCUUCAUAUCCAUUCAAGCUUUUGGUUCGAUUUUAUCACUUUUAAAUCUCAAUUUAUCAACAAACGAUAGAAAUUUAUUUUUUUUUUUGAAAUUCAAAGAUUCAAAUGGAAUGGUUUUUUACAUGUGUAAAUACUCAAAAUAUUCCAAAUUGAAUAUCGAAUGAUAAUUCUUAUCCAUUUUCGUAAUUAAUCUUUUCUACUGUUAAGUAAAAAACAAAAAAACAAAAAUCGGAGACUAAAAUAUUCCAAGGGGCAGAGUAACUGGUCCCAAUGGUGAUACCGAGGAGCUAAGGCGAAGAUGGUCGAAGUUACCUUGGCUGCCAGCAUUCACCUAACACCGUGUCUACCCGCAAACCUAUUUCCUUCAAUUCCAAGUGAAAAACCCAGAAGCAAGACAACCAAAGUUAUCCCACCAAGAACAAAAACAUGGAAGAUUAGAGUCGUCGUUGCUUCUGAUUCUUCUUCGUCGUCGUCCUUGGUCUUUGGGUCUUUUAACCGAACAGUUGGUGGACAAGUUUUGCCUGAAAGAAAAUGUCUUGAAAAAUAUAAUGAUGCAAGCAAAAACAAGAAAAGGGUAUUCUUCUUGGACGUUAAUCCGCUUUGUUAUGCAGGAAGUAAGCCAAGCUUACAGUUUUUCGGUCACUGGGUUUCUCUUUUCUUCUCUCAAGUCAGCCUCACCGAGCCUGUUAUUGCCGUUUUUGAUGGUGAAAAGUGUAAUGAGCAGAGGAGACAGUUAUUACCUUCAUAUAAAGCACAUAGGAGGAAAUUCUUUGGACAACCAACAACUUGUAGAAAAUUUGUCAGGAGUCAAGUUGGGAGUUCAAAGCAACUCAUUAUCGAUGUUCUCAAAAAAUGCAAUGUGCCAGUCAUAAAACUUGAAGGAAAUGAAGCUGAUGAUGUUGUGGCCACACUGGUGGAACAAGUUCUACAAAGAGGAUAUCGAGUGGUUAUCGCUUCUCCUGAUAAGGAUUUUAAGCAGUUGAUUUCUGAAAAUGUUCAAAUUGUUAUGCCUCUGGUGGAGUUAGACCGCUGGUCCUUUUAUACUUUAAAGCACUACAUAGCUCAAUAUAAUUGUGAUCCACACUUGGACUUGAGCCUUAGAUGCAUCAUGGGUGAUGAGGCUGAUGGUGUUCCUGGGAUUCAACAUUUGGUUCCUGGAUUUGGCCGGAAAACUGCCUUAAAGCUUUUAAAAAAACAUGGCUCACUGGAUAACUUACUAAAUGCAGCAGCAGUGAGAACUGUUGGCAGACAGUAUGCACAAGAGGCCCUCACAAAGCAUGCAGAUUAUCUGCGGAGGAAUUAUGAAGUUCUAGCCUUGAGAAGGGACGUUGAUGUUCAUCUUCAAGAAGAAUGGUUGGUUGAAAGGGACGUAUGCAAUGAUUCAACUGUUUUAUCUAACUUCUUCAGAUUGUUGGAAAAUACUGAUAAGCCUACUAGUGAAUGUAGAUCUAGUUUGUCAAAUGGUUAAGCCCUUAGAGCAGGUAAGGUUCCAACAUUUAGAUGAUCAAAUAGAAAACUGAUUUAAUCUAAAAAUUAAAUGACUUCUAUAAUGUAUAGUGUACAUUCUUGGACCAUUCCUAACCUUCUAGAAUCCGUUUGUUGCCUUCAAAAUCAUGAACUCAUGAUUCAAAUUAUUUACUUUUCAAAUGCUCUGUUAUCUCUGAAACUAACUAUUGAUGGUUGCUUCUAUAUCUGUUAUGGUAUAUAGAUCGAGCCCAGAAAAUUGCUGAUCUGCGUAACUUUGUUACAUUUUCUGUUCUUGUUUUGGCCUGAGAUAGUUAAAUACACCUUAAAUGCUUCAAAAAUUGCUGCUUUUACCAGAAGAUAUGGCUAAAGAUUGAGCAUAAAAAUAAUAAACUAAGAAACUGAAGUUUGAAGCUUAAUGUUUAAUAUGUUUAGAUAUCCACAGAUGAGGAAUAAUAAGCUUGAAAAGCAAGAUUUUGGUGAGUGUAAAUUGACACAGCUCAAGGCCACUGACACUUCCAUCAGAGAG